CAAAAACAUAAACAAAACAUCAAAACAAACAACCGCUAAUUUAUUUAACUUAACUCAAAUUUGCGCAUUUUAUGACAAUGACCAGCUUGGAGGAAGUCACCUGGGCCGAUCUGGCCAACAUUCCUGCGGAUCCGCCAACAAUGCGCGAGCUGUGUAAAAAGUGCGAACGACCCGUUCAAGUGUGCUGGUGUUCGGCGUUGCCUCCAAAGCCACUUGAGCCGCGGGGGCGAAUCAUCAUCCUGCAGCAUCCGGCCGAAGAGAAGCGAUCCCUGCGGACGGCACCGAUGCUUUCCGUCGGGCUGGCCCCGGGAAAGUGUCUCAUUUAUAAAGGCAAACGUUUCCCCAAACUCGACUCCGACCUCGAGUCCAUCCUCGCCGACGAAAAGUCGCUCCUGCUCUACCCCAGCGCCAGCUCCGUACCGCUCGAACAGGUCGCCGCUUCGGACGACGGCCCGUUCAACCUGAUCCUCAUCGACGGCACCUGGCCCCAGGCCAAGGCCAUCUACCACUGUUCGACGGCACUGCACACGAUGCGCCAGGUCAAACUGGUCAGCACCGGCAACAGCAACUACGUCAUCCGAACCCAACCUAGCGAUGGUUGCCUGAGCACGCUGGAAACGGCCGUCGAAGCGUUGAGCGUGCUGGAGCGGGACAACUCCUACCGGGAGCAGCUGCUGAGGCCACUGCACGCGUUGUGCCAGUUCCAGCUGGACAACGGGGCCGUCACGCACCAGUCGAAGGAGUUUCUGAUUAAACACAACCAGUAUCCGAAGCUGAUUGGGAAGCGGUUGAAUAAGUUACUUCGGAACGCCGACAAUUUGAAGGAGGAAAAGGAAGUGAAACACUGACACGGGGGUUUUGGAGAUUUUAUUCGUUUUUAUUACCUCUUUAUAUAUGAGUAAUUCAUAUAACAUAAAAUAUAGAGAGAAUAAUGGUUUUUUGUUUGUUUUAUAUAUAUGAUAUAUACAUUUACACUACGCAUUUCAGUGUUUUGCUGUAAAUAAACUCACUAUCGAAAAUAAAACAUGCGGCGGUUGUUGUUUUCUUUUCAACUUUGUUUAUCCAAUUUAGCAGUAGAAACUCUGAUCGGCGUCCUUCGUUUGACAUUAUGUUACCUCAAUAUUGAUUCACAUUGACCUGCAUCGAUUCAAGGUACAUCAACAGUGAGGUAUCGCAAAACUUCAAGCUGUCAUAGAAACACGCCGAUAAAGUUGUAAACAAAGUAUUUUGUUUUGAUUUCUUUUAAUGCUCUUUAAUUUCUCAUUUCAUCAAUUAAAUUAUAUUUUUGGUAACGUAAAAUUCAUCAGAUAACAGGCGUGUAACAAGUUUCUCUCAGGUUAUAUAAAGUUAAGCUUAUUUCUUUCCUUUGGAAUUUUCCCCCUUCUUCUCUAAAUAUCUAACACAAUUUAAUUUAAUCAUCUCAAGCCAGUUCGUUUUGUGCAGUUAAACUAAUGCGCCGAUUCGAAACAGUUAAUGUUAGGGGGUGGUGCACGGUGUGUGGUGAAUUUUAUAGUGCAGGUUCGAACUUAAACUUAGUUGCUAGUACUUUUUCCUUUUCUUAAUUUUGUUCUUUCAAAGAGAGCACAUGUUGCGCGAGAGGUUUUGCUACACUGGCUUAGAAAGUUACAUGGUUUUGGUUACUUUUUUUUAGGUGUUUGUUUCUACGGGUACAUUCAAAAACACGGGAUUUUUUGUUAUUAUUUUUGUGUUUCGUUUGAUGUUUAAUUUGAAUUUUGCAGCUGAUUUGCACGUCUUCUAGUUUGGUUGCAUAGAUUAUUACCAUUUUCAAGCUGUUGUUGUUUGGUCUUGAGUAUAUCGGAGAUCUUUAUUUAUGUUUUGCCAAUUGGUUUCAAUAAGAUUAUAUCUUAUAAUUAUCAGUAUUAUUUUUACAUUUUUUUUCUCUUAAGCUUACCAUCUUUAUUAUCCUUUCCGCUACCAUCAUAACUUCUCACGCAAUAAAAAGCACAUUUCCAAAAAUAAUCUCUGCGUUAGCUAUCUGUAAAAUUAUGUUCCAUCUAAUGGAAUGUUUUUGGUAUUUUUCGUAUUUUUUCCUCGUUUUUCUUUAUUUCAAUUUAAUUUACGUAUAGCUUCAUUGAAGAUGCAAUCGGCUAAUUAAGUCAUAAUUGAUUAAAAUGAACGGUUAAGUACGAACUGAUUCAACACUUCUUUCAAAUAGUUAUUGGAAUGCUUAAAUCAAAAUUUAUGUUUAGUUUCCAGAUUUCCAGAUGAUUCUCGUUCAAAAAAUUAUCGGUUUCCUUUUUUAGCUGUCAUUUUCGAUGCUUUUUAAAAUUGAUUAAAUCAAAUUUUCUUUCCAUCAUUUUGUUCUUCAAUUUUUUCCCUAUUUUCCUUGACACUGUCAACAAUGCCAUUUUGUGGCGAAGUGACGUAUUGACAAACCUGAUAAA
Culex quinquefasciatus (southern house mosquito) is the source of this 2405-nucleotide messenger RNA. It is a transcript of the gene Dtwd2, whose product is annotated as tRNA-uridine aminocarboxypropyltransferase 2. Bases 72 to 848 code for a protein of 258 amino acids. The record is from RefSeq and is a predicted model, not a curated record. Lineage: Eukaryota; Metazoa; Arthropoda; Insecta; Diptera; Culicidae. The transcript has 3 exons.